Trichoderma asperellum CBS 433.97 is the source of this 2950-nucleotide messenger RNA. RefSeq lists its product as uncharacterized. Gene Ontology annotation, molecular function: transcription cis-regulatory region binding; zinc ion binding; DNA-binding transcription factor activity, RNA polymerase II-specific. Gene Ontology annotation, biological process: regulation of DNA-templated transcription. Lineage: Eukaryota; Fungi; Ascomycota; Sordariomycetes; Hypocreales; Hypocreaceae. Gene Ontology annotation, cellular component: nucleus. The record is from RefSeq and is a predicted model, not a curated record.
CGGAGAUAAAAUCGCCGUUCUCCUUCUCCAUCGUCUCACCUUGAAGCAACAUUGGGAGCGAGGACGGCUAUUAUCCCGACCUCUUGGCCCUAUUUUUUUUAACCGAUUUUAAGCUGCGUCAAGAGUCCCUCUUUCUUAUAUGGACCUCGAUCCACGGCUGCGACCCGGCGAUGGAGAGCAGCUUGGCUCCUCCAAUGCGACCAGGGUCGUGAGCAAUGCGUCGUCUGCCGCAGACCAGCAGCUCCAGGCGAGUGCAGCUGCUGUGCGCCGUGACAGCGGUCGAGAUAACGCCGACACGCCGUCGACUGUCGGCAGCACGCCGGGGCAGCAUCACCAAUUCGACUACGCAGAUGCCGGGCCAGCAGGCGGCGGAGGCGGCGGCGGUUCAGUGGCGGCCGGAGGCUCCGCCGGCGCCGGUGAGGCUGAUGGAAACGGCGAUUCGAAGAAGUCGAGAGCGUGUGAAGCCUGUCGAGGGCUAAAGGUGCGGUGCGAGCCCGAUCCCAUCGAGGGCGAGCCGUGCAAGCGGUGCAGAAAGGCCGGGAGGAACUGCGUCGUAACGGCCCCGACCAGGAAACGACAGAAGAAGACAGACAGCCGCGUGUCCGAGCUGGAGAAGAAGAUCGAUGCCUUGACUGCGAGCUUGCAUGCGAGGGCGGGCGUGCCAGGCAUGCCCGCCGUUGGGCAGCACCAUCAUCAGCAUCAGCAUCAAGUUGAACCUGCCGGUGGCGGGUAUUCUUCAAGCUGGGGCAGUGCAGGAACGGCGGGAACAGGAGGAGCUGGGGCUGGAGCUGGAGUAGCGAGGCCAUGGGGAGGCAUGGCGGCAUCGCCAAUGAUGCAAACGGCAUCAACUCCACCAACACGAACCCCGCAGGACGAUUCAUCAGCGUUCCAGCCGCCGAUUGUCAUGGCUGGGCAGAAGAGAAAGGCCACUGAUCGAGACAGCGUCAGCGAGGAUCCCAAAGCAUCCACGACGCCAUCAGUGAGCUGGUCAGGCUUCUCUAGACCUACGGAGGGUGAUAUCGUCGACCGCGGUCUCAUUACGAUGGAACAAGCCGCGGGGCUGUUCAACAAGUACAAGGAACACAUGGUGAGACACCUGCCGGCUGUUGUGUUCCCCCAUAGUGCGACGGUGAUGGAGCUGCGCAAGACGAAGCCCACGCUGUUCCUGGCCAUCAUGGCCGCCGCCACGGGCGAGAACCACUCCCUCCAACGAGUCCUACAAAAGGAGCUGAUGCAGCUCUUUGCCGAGAAGGUCAUUGUCACGGGAGAGAAGAAUCUGGAGCUGGUGCAGGCGAUCCACGUGGCCGUCAUCUGGUAUUGGCCGCCGGAGCAUUUCGAGGAGCUCAAGUUCUAUCAGCUCAUCCACAUUGCCGCCGUCAUGGCCAUUGACAUUGGUCUUGGCAGGAAAAACACUUCAAAACGCGGACCGCCACCUUUCCGCCGCAAUCCACCCCCUGAUUCUUCCAGCAUCGAGUGCCGCCGAACGUGGCUGACAUGCUUCUUCCUCGCCCUUAACACGUCCAUGUCGCUGCACCGGCCGAAUUUGAUUCGAUGGACGCCCUUUAUGACUGAGAGCUUGGAGAUACUCGAGUCGUCACCCGAUGCCGCGCCGACGGACAAGUAUUUCUCUCACUUGGUGUGGACUCAUCGUCUAGCUGAGGAGGUUGGCGAGCAGUUUUCCCUGGAUGAUCCUUCGACGUUGGUCAAUAUUACGGAUGCAAGGACGCAGUACGCGCUGAGAGCCCUGGAGCGGGAUCUCGACAAGUACAUUGCGUCGGUUGCCAAAAACAUGAUGCAGCCCACCCUUCGUCUUAAUUUCAACGUGGUCAAUCUUUACAUGCACGAAAUGGCUCUUCAUUCAGAGACCAUGUCUGACCAGUGGCGGCCGCCUUUUAACACAGAAGCCCUUAAGGAUGGCAUUGUCAACUCUGAGCCCCUUUCCGCCGCACAUAUCAAUGCGCUUUCAGCGUGCCUGACAGCUAUUGACGGCAUUCUCAACACAUUUUUAUCCAUGGACGUUCUCAGCAUUCGCUGCUUGCCUGUCUUUAAUUUCAUGCGAGUGGCUUAUGCUGUCGUCAUUUUGAUCAAGAUGUACUUUUCAGCUUCGAGCCCUAGCUCAGAAAUGGGCAAGGUCAUCCACAAAGACAACAUGCGUGUUGAAUACUAUCUCGAGGCUUUGCUUAACAAGUUUCGAGCUACGGCGGCGGAUAACAAAUGUCGCCCUGCAGCCAAGUUCCUCGUUGUGCUUGCGAUGCUUCGCAGCUGGUUCUUCAAACAGGGCAAGGGAGAGGGCACAACAACGUCUUCUGACGACGGCAAUUGCGCUGCUGCUGCUGCUGCUGCCAAUACUAGUACUACUCCUCCUAAUGCCGCUGCUAUUUCUUCUGCUUCACCACAGCAGAGGCAGUAUGCGGCUCAGGGGACUCAACAGCAACAACAGCUGCAACAACAGCUACAGCAGCAGCAAUUACAGCAGCAGCCACACCAACAGUCAGCCGCCAACACUCCUCUCCAGCUCCUCUCCGAAGUUGCAACUACAGGAAGAGACGCUAGCAGCGCCCCUCACAUCUUUGCCAACCUCGGCGGCACUGGCCGGUCGAUCCCUCAACCAUUCUUCCAUGAUUCUGUCUCCUCGACCGGCACUCCCCCCACAUCAUCGACCGCGAACUCCUCCUCCAUGCCUCAAAUUCCGGGCCCUUCUCCCGCAUCCACAGACCUCGAAUCCGCUAUGGCGCCUGCUUUCCCACCUUGGAUGUCCGUCACGCAACCCAUGGUGCCCAACGAGCUAGAAAUGGGAUCCAUGCCUGCAAAUUUCGACAUUGAGGGUCUGAAUCUUGCUGCGGCUGACCUCCAAGACGUAUAUGAGAGCGGCGCUAAGAUUGUCAUGAACGAGCCCUGGUUCAUGGAUGCAUUCCAGGGGCUCCCUGAUCCCAAUCUUUUUCCCUUUUAA